GGGCGAAGGGAGAAGGGGGGAGGGAAAGGGGCACUUGCGGCCAAUGGCCGUUGCUUGCAUGUGGGUUUUGGAAGUUUUUAGUACACAAACCAAAACCACUGUGCCCCACCUGGAUUUGGGGCCGAUCUGCCACAGUGCAAACCUCCAAAACCACACGCUUUCCCACCCACAAACCACUUACCGCCACCUAAUGUGACCGUAACAAAACCACUAGCGGUUCUUCAUUAGGACCAUUUGGUCCCAACAGGCCUAAAGCGGAAGGCAGUUGUGGCGGUGGUUUGAAUAGUCCAAGCCUCCGCACAAUCUCUAUAUAUUUCCCCUUCCCCCCAUUCCCAUUUCCUUCACUCCUCUUCACUUCUCAUUCUCUCUUCUUCUUAUUCUCCAUUGAAACUAAAAGGAAGGGAAAUGGCUGUGCUUGGGUAUUUCUUUGUGGGUCUUCUUUCAAUGGUGUCAAGUGCGCAUGGGUACGGUGGUGGAGGUUGGAUCAGUGCUCAUGCUACCUUCUAUGGAGGUGGUGAUGCCUCUGGGACAAUGGGUGGGGCAUGUGGGUAUGGGAACCUUUACAGUCAGGGAUAUGGAACCAACACCGCAGCUCUAAGCACUGCUCUGUUCAAUAAUGGGCUGAGCUGUGGGUCUUGCUACGAGAUUAGGUGUGUCAAUGACCCAAAAUGGUGUCUGCCGGGUGCCAUUGUGGUCACCGCCACCAAUUUCUGCCCACCAAACAGCGCCCUCCCAAACAAUGCAGGGGGUUGGUGCAACCCUCCCCAGCAACACUUUGAUCUCUCUCAGCCUGUCUUCCAACACAUUGCCCAGUACAGAGCUGGGAUUGUGCCUGUGGCCUACAGAAGGGUACCGUGCGGAAGAAGGGGAGGUAUAAGGUUCACCAUCAACGGCCACUCUUACUUCAACUUGGUCCUCAUCACAAACGUGGGAGGGGCAGGCGAUGUGCAUGCUGUUGCCAUUAAAGGGUCCAGAACUCGCUGGCAGGGCAUGUCAAGGAACUGGGGUCAGAACUGGCAAAGCAACAACUACCUCAAUGGACAAGCCCUCUCCUUUAAGGUCACCACAAGCGACGGCCACAGUGUGGUCUCUUACAAUGUUGCCCCUGCUGGCUGGUCCUUCGGGCAGACCUACACUGGAAGGCAGUUCCGGUAGAGGGCACCCCUUCCAACGGACCCAUCCCUUAUUCCUCUUUAUUCAAUUAGCAUCAGCUUGCUAGCUAGAAUAUAUAUGUAUCACUAUAGUAUGUGACCUAGAAGAGCGUCCUAGGAAUAUAUAUAUAUAUAUAUAUAUAAUUUUAUGGGGUCAGUGUUAGCCUCUUGGGUCAAAAUGAGAAGGGCUUAUUUUAAAAUGGCUCUUCUCGUUUUAAUUGGAUUGUAGGGGUACCCUAAUCUUGGGACCCUUCUCAAUAUUCUUGAGGCCUUUUUUCUUCUUUUUUUUAAAUCCUCUUGUGGUAAGGCUGAGAUUGGCAGUGGUGGGGGUAUGUGACCACCCGCCCUUAGUGUUUGAAGUUUCUUUCUGCUUUUUUGAAUGUGGAAGCAUUUUAAUUGUAAGGUCAUUGUAAUCAGCUUUUGCUGAGUAUGUCCUUGGUCGGUAAUGGCUAUGUUUGAGUGAGACUAAAGUGUAAAUUUCCCAUUUGCCUAGUAAUGAAAGGAGAGUACUAAUUCCUACGUUA
This is a messenger RNA of Malania oleifera, 1675 nucleotides long. Its product is annotated as expansin-A1. Gene Ontology annotation, biological process: plant-type cell wall organization. The transcript has 4 exons. The coding region runs from base 406 to 1155 and encodes 249 amino acids. Gene Ontology annotation, cellular component: extracellular region. The record is from RefSeq and is a predicted model, not a curated record. NCBI's taxonomy places the organism in Eukaryota, Viridiplantae, Streptophyta, Magnoliopsida, Santalales, Ximeniaceae.